AUGUCGGUAAUUUCAAAUAGUCUUCCGACUAAUAAAUCUGUUAGUAGUACAAUUGAUAAUAACUAUGAUCUACCUGAAAUGAAAUAUUUACGUCCAUCAGAUUCUAAUUCAAGAGAUAAUAUAGCUGAUUCUAAAAUAGCUAAUGAAUGGGCAGCAAAAAAACUUGUUUGGAUACCUGAUGAACAAGAAGGUUUUAUCUAUGGUCAAAUACGUCAAGAACAAAAUGAUGGACAAUUAAUUGUUGAUUUAGAAAAUGGUAAACGUAUUAGUAUACAUAAAGAUGAUACACAACGUGUUAAUCCUCCAAAAUUUAAUAAAGUUGAAGACAUGUCAGAAUUAACUUGUUUAAAUGAUGCAUCAGUAUUAUUUAAUUUAAAAGAACGUUAUUAUUCAGGAUUAAUUUAUACAUAUUCAGGUUUAUUUUGUGUGGUGGUUAAUCCAUAUAAACGUUUACCAAUUUAUUCUGAAAAUAUUAUUGAAAUGUAUAAAGGAAAAAAACGUGAGCAAAUGCCACCACAUAUAUUUGCUAUUGCUGGUGAUGCAUAUCGUUCAAUGUUACAACAUCGUGAAGAUCAAUCAAUUUUAUGCACAGGUGAAUCUGGUGCUGGUAAAACAGAAAAUACAAAAAAAGUUAUUCAAUAUUUGGCUUAUAUUGCUGCAGCACCGAAAAGUUCUCAACGAUCAUCAGGAAGUACCACAAGUCAAUAUCAGCAGUAUGGUACAAAAAUAAAUGAUAUAUCCGGUGAACUUGAAGAACAACUGCUUCAAGCUAAUCCAAUUCUUGAAGCAUUUGGUAAUGCUAAAACAGUAAAAAAUGAUAAUUCUUCUCGAUUUGGUAAAUUUAUUCGUAUAAAUUUUGAUACAUCGGGUUUUAUUGCUGGUGCAUCAAUUGAAACAUAUUUAUUAGAAAAAUCUCGUACAAUUCGUCAAGCUAAAAAUGAACGAACAUUUCAUAUAUUUUAUCAAUUUUUACGUAGCGCUAAUACAAAAAUGAUUGCUGAUUAUUUAUUAGAAGAUUUUAGUCGUUAUCGUUAUUUAACAAAUGGAAAUUUAACAAUAUCAGGUAUUAAUGAUAGUGAAGAAUUUCAACAUACAAUAAAAGCAAUGCAAAUUAUGACUAUAUCAAAUGAUGAACUUAAUGCAAUAUUUCGUACGAUAUCAGCUGUUUUACAAAUGGGUAAUAUGGAAUUUAAACAAGAACGUGAUACUGAUCAAGCAACAUUACCAGAUAAUACAAUAGCACAAAAAAUUUGUCAUCUAUUAGGAAUAUCGGUAACAGAUUUUGUACGAUCAUUUUUAAAACCAAAACUAAAUGUUGGAAGAGAUUUUGUUACAAAAGCACAAACAAAAGUUCAAGUUGAUUUUGCUGUUGAAGCAAUAUCAAAAGCUAUCUAUGAACGUAUGUUUAAAUGGAUUGUAACACGUAUAAAUAAAUCACUUGAUCGAACUAAACGACAAGGUUCAUCAUUUAUUGGAAUUCUUGAUAUAGCUGGUUUUGAAAUUUUUCAAUUAAAUUCUUUCGAACAAUUAUGUAUUAAUUAUACAAAUGAAAAAUUACAACAAUUAUUUAAUCAUACAAUGUUUAUUCUUGAACAAGAAGAAUAUCGUCGAGAAAAUAUUGAUUGGGCAUUUAUUGAUUUUGGUCUUGAUCUUCAACCAACAAUUGAUCUUAUUGAAAAACCAAUGGGUAUUUUAAGUUUAUUAGAUGAACAAUGUUGGUUUCCAAAAGCAACAGAUCGAACAUAUCUCGAGAAAUUAAUCAAUACUCAUGCUCAACAUCCAAAAUUCGGAAAACCAAAUUAUAAAGCACCAUCUGAUUUUAGUAUAAUGCAUUAUGCUGGUAAAGUUGAUUAUUCAACUGAUCAAUGGUUAAUGAAAAAUAUGGAUCCAUUAAAUGAUAAUGUUGUUGCUCUUUUACAAACAUCAAAUGAUACAUUUACACGUGAAAUAUGGAAAGAUGCGGAAAUUGUUGGUCUAGCAGUAACAGAUCAAAAUGAUACAACAUCUAAUUUAAAAUCAAAUAUAAAAAAAGGAAUGUUUAGAACAGUUGGUCAACUUUAUAAAGAACAAUUAACGAAAUUAAUGAAUACAUUAAGAAAUACAAAUCCAAAUUUUGUUCGUUGUAUUUUACCUAAUCAAGAAAAAAAGUCUGGUGUUAUUUAUUCACCACUUGUACUUGAUCAAUUGAGAUGCAAUGGUGUACUGGAAGGAAUUCGUAUUUGUAGAAAUGGUUUUCCAAAUCGAAUAUUAUUUCAAGAAUUUCGUCAACGUUAUGAAAUUCUUUGUCCAAAUGCAAUUCCAAAAGAAUUUAUGGAUGCUAAAGCUGCAGUAAAAAAAAUGAUUCAAGAACUUGAACUUGAUGAAAAUCUUUAUCGUAUUGGUCUCACGAAAAUCUUCUUUCGUUCAGGUGUUCUUGGUCAUUUAGAAGAAGAACGAGAUUUUAAAUUGACUGAUAUUAUGACUCAAUUUCAAGCAUUAUGUCGUGGUGUUCUUGCUCGAAAAAAUUAUCAACGACGUAUUCAACAAUUAAAUGCUGUACGUGUUCUACAACGUAAUGGUCGUGCUUUAAUGAAAAUUCGUAAUUGGAAAUGGUGGCGUUUAUUUACAAAAAUCAAACCAUUAUUACAUGUAACAAGACAAGAAGAAGACUUAAAACAAAAACAAGAAGAAAUUGAUCGUUUAAAAACUGAAGUCGAAUCACGUACAACACAAAUAAAAGAAAUGGAACAAAAAUUACAAUUAUUUCAACAAGAACGAAGUGUUCUUAAUGAACGUCUUACACAUUUAAAUGAUGUUUUUGUUGAAUCAGAUGAUAAUUUACGUCGAAUACAAACACGUAAAGAUGAACUUGAAAAUUUAUUACAAGAUACGGAACAACGUUUACAAGAAGCUACAGAUCAAUUAAAUCGAUCGAAUAAGGAACAAAUACAAUAUGAUCAACAAUUACGAGUUACAAGAGAACAUCUCGAAGAAGAAGAACAAAGUCGACAUAAAUUACAAAAUGAACGUAUACAAUCAGAAGGAAAAAUAAAAAAUCUUGAAGAUAUUGUUGCUACUCUGCAAAAUGAUCUUGCUAAAGUUCAAAAAGAACAUGAUGUUCUUUAUGAUAAAUUUCAAAAUACUGUUACUCAAUUACAAAAUGAAGAAGAAAAAUUAAAAAAUCUUCUUCGAAUUAAAACUAAAUUAGAAAGUCAAUGCAAUGAUCUUGAAGAACGAUUAAAACGUGAAACUGAGCUUCGUCAAAAACGUGAACGUGAAAUUCGUCAAAUUGAAAUUGAAAAUCAAGAAUUUCGUAGUCAAUUACAAGAUUUAACACAAAAUAUAAAAGAUUUAAAUAUACAAUUAAAACGAUCUAAUGAUGAUUUAACUAAAGCUAUGACAACAGCGGAAACUGAUGCUACAGCAAAAGCAAAUCUUCAAAAACAAAUACGUGAUUUUCAAAUUGAACUUGAUUCUAUAACAGCAGAUUAUACUAAUGAAAGAGAACUACGUAAAAGUUUAGAAUCUGAAAAACGUACAUUAAUGGAAGAAAAUAAUUCUUUACGUAAUGAAAUAUUUGAUAAAACAGAUGUUAGUCAAGAAAUACUUCAACGUGGAAAAAAACUUGAAGAACAAUUAUCAACAACAAAAAAUGAAUUAUAUCAAACACGAAAAAAUCAUGAAACAAUUAUCAUUGAUAUACGUUCAAAACAUGCAAAAGAAAUUGAAGAAUUAACAAGACACUUAGAAAAUGCUAAAAAACAAAUGCAAAUAUAUACAAAAGAUCUUCAACCAUUAAAAAAUGAUAUUAAAGAUCGUGAUAAUGAAAUAAAAAAUUUAAAUAUAUUUAAACAAGAUAUUGAAAGAAAACGUAAACAAUUAGAAAUACAAAUUCAAGAUCUUCUACAUAAAUAUAAUGAAAGUGAAAGAAUUAAAAAUGAAGCUAUUGAUAAAUCACAACGUUAUCAACAAAAUAUUGAAGCUUUAAAUUCAGCUUAUAUUGAAGUUGAACAACGUUUACAAAAUAAUGAACGUACAAUAAAUACACUUAAACAAGAUAAUCAAGAUUUACAAGAAAGAUUACAAGAUGAAAAUCGUCAAAAAAUGAAUGGUCUAUCAAAACUUCGUCAAACAGAAGAUUUAAUUAAUGAAUUAAAAGAACGUUUAGAUGAAGAAGAAGAAGAAAAUCAUAAAAUAAAAGCUAAAUUAACUCAAAUAACACAAGAAAAUAAUGAAUCACGUCGUAUAAGUGAACAAAUUGAACAUAUGGAAGAACUUCGUCGACAAUUACAACGUGAAAAAGAUGCUAUAUUAAAAGAACUUGAUAAUGAAAAAUUAAUCAAUUCAAAAUUAACAAAAUCAAAUCAAAAACUUACGAAUGAUAUUACUGAUCUUAAUGUUGAAUUAGAACGUUAUGGUACAAUUGUACAAAAUGUUGAAAAAAUGAAACGUACAUAUGAAAAACGUAUUCAAGAUGAAAAAAAAUUACAAGAAAAAUUACGUCAAGAACGUGAUCAAAAUGAACGAGAUUUACGUGAAAAAGAAACACAACGUUUAAAUUUAAUAAAAGAAUUAAAUGAACGUAAUUAUGCUUAUGAAGAUUUAGAUAAACGUUAUAAACAAUUACGUACAGAUAUGGAUAAAAGAACAAAUACAGAUGAUGUUGGAAGAUAUAUUCAAGAAUUAGAAAAAACUAAACGAAAUUUUGAAUUAAUUGUUGACGAUCAAAAACAUCAAAUAACCGAACUCGAAGAUGAAUUACAAACAUCUGAAGAGGCUCGUUUACGACUUGAAGUAAAUGUUGGUGCAUUGAAACAAACAAUAGAAAAUGCUACCCAAGAUUGUAAUAGAGAAAUUGAAGAUUUUAAACGUUCAUCAAAUCUAAGAUUAAAAGAAUAUGAAACUGAACUUCAAGAAGAACAAAAAUCUAAACAACAAAUAAUUCAACAACGUAAAAAAAUUGAAGUUGAUCUUCAAACUUCAUAUCAACAAAUCGAAGAAGCUAAUCGAUUGAAAGAAGAAACUAUACGUAUUAAUCGUCGAUUACAAACUCAAAUUCGCGAUUUAACACGUGAAUUAGAUGAUAUUAAACAUGUUGAUACUGUAACAAAUCAAACUACUAAAGAAUGGCAAACAAAAUUAAAAACAUAUGAACAAAAUAUUCAACAAUUAGCAGAAGAAAAAGAUCUUAUUGAACGACAACUUCGUCAAACUCAAAAAGAACGUGAUGCACUUCAUCAAGAAAUUGCUACUCUUAGUCGAGAAUGCAAUUUAUCCGUCGAUGAUAAACGUCGAUUUGACGCACGUAUUAAUCAACUUGAAGAAGAACUUGAAGAGGAACAAAUAAAUUCAGAAUUAAAUAGUGAUAAAUUAAAAAAGUUAACAAUAAAUUAUGAACAAGCUUUAUUUGAUUGUGCUACUGAAAAAGAAAAUAAUAAACAACUUGAAAUUAUUCGUAGUAAUCUUGAACGUCAAAUUCGAGAUUUACGUGAACAACUUGAUGCUAAUGAUGGAUCUGCAAACGAAAUGUCGAAAGCAAAAGUCGCUGCUUUUGAAGCUAAAAUCCAUGCAUAUGAAGAACAAAUUGAUAAUGAAGUUCGAGAAAAACAAAAGAUUUCGCGAAAUAUACGUUUACUGGAAAAACGUCUUCGUGAAGCAUUAUCUAUGGCUGAGGAAGCUCAAAAAGCAGCAAGUUAUUAUAAAGAAGAAUUUGAAAAAGCUGAUGGACGUCUACGUAAAAUGAAACGUACAAUAGACGAAUUACAAGAAGAUUUAUCACAAACAAAACUACGCUUACGUAAAGCUCAAAGAGAAAAGGAUGAGAUUGAAGAAACUUCAACAUAUGCACGAACUCGGUAA
Messenger RNA from Rotaria sp. Silwood1, 5838 nucleotides. The record is from the annotation of a GenBank genome assembly. Lineage: Eukaryota; Metazoa; Rotifera; Eurotatoria; Philodinida; Philodinidae.